CUGAAGCCAGUUGGUUUCAGGACUCCGUCGGCUUAACGCUUUCAUGUCUCGCCCAUCGGCUUUACGUGCAAACGUUGCUGGACAAGUCAAAAGUUCCUACUUGGACGAAAGUCUGAUCGCUCUCAAAAUUUUGCGAGAUUCGCCAUUUUGCAAGAACUCUGACAGAACGCACUGGGGAUUUUUUAAACGUUCAGUUUGACCAAAGCGGGACCGGCGGUGUGAAUCACCUCCCCGCGGAAAGAAAAGAAGGAGAGCCCCCUCCAGAUGAAGACCUGCGACUCGGAAAGAAAGCUUCAUUCCCCCCUCGUUUGUAAACAAGGAAACACGGAAACAAGAGGAGAGCUACUGCACUCAGAAGUCGUAUCCAGUCCUCUCCUGAGAUCCUCUUUUUAUCAUCUUUUGACUAGUGUGCCAACAUGGCAUCGUAUUUGUGGCUUAUAAUCUUGGUUUCUUUGGCUGAAACUCAUGGAUCGAUUUUGCACCGGUCUGUUGUUAAUGUUCAUAUUAAAAAAACCUAUUCAAUGAUUGAGGAUAUGGUAAAUAAGAGUAAGACUCUUGAAAACAAUAUAAUGAAUGCUGCUGUGAAGAUGGCGUAUAACAUGAAUGGAGGUCCGACUGAAAGAGUCAUGUCGUUCUGGGCAGACGAUACAGCCUUGGAAAAAGCCAAAGUUGCUUUUCUUCUAGCCAAAUCUACCUCUUCCAUUUUAACUCAAUGUAAAAUCUCAGGGAUAAAUAAUGAACGCUGCUUGAAUGACAUGAUUAGUGUUAGAGCAUUUACAGAAAAAUUGGUGGAGUGCGAUGAAGAAAAGUACAGACGGCCAUCUGGUGAAUGCAAUAACAAAGACCACCCGGCUUUGGGAUCAGCUUAUUCCCCAUAUUCUCGGAUUUUAAAAUCAUCUUUCUAUCAAGAUGAGGUUUGGUGGUCACAUUUUGAAAAUAAUAAAAUUUAUCCAAGCCCACUGAAUAUGAGUGCCAGCUUGUUAGAUAUAAUGGAGUCUGAUCUGCCAGACAUAACUUUCGGCUUUAGCGCUUGGUCUAAACUAGUUUCACAUGAUCUAGGCCACACCGGGUCUUAUAGAGCAUUCUUUACAAAGGAAAAUAUCAAGUGCUGUCACAACGAAAACAGGAUUCUCCCUCGUUAUAGACACCCUUUUUGCUUCUACAUGGGAGGACGGGAUGACACUUGUGUAUCAUACGCUAGAUCAAUGCUGGCAGUACCCUUGGAAAACCAAUUUGGCUCGGCUGAACAAAUGAACACAGUGAGCCAAUUUUUAGAUGCUUCGGUGGUGUACGGAAGCAGUGAAAAUGUUGAAAAUGCUCUGAGAGCCCAUGAAGGCGGUCUUCUUAAAGAAUCAUCAACUGAGUAUAAUGAGCAUUUAAAUUGUGUUGAAAAAAACAAAUGCUUCUUGACAGGUGAUUUGAGAAAUUUAUUGGAUCCUUCUAGUGCAAUUGGCAAUGUGAUGCUUGUUAAAGAGCAUAAUCGAAUUGCUAGAGUUUUGAGUGAAUUGAACCCUUUUUGGGAUGAUGAAAAACUAUUUUUAGAAGCGAAAAGAGUUCUAAUUGCUGAAGUUCAACACAUAACGUACAAUGAAUGGCUUCCAUUGGUACUAGGAAAAAAGAAAUAUGCUCAUGAAAAUAUUCAUUUUAUAACUUCAACUGGUUUUGUGGGAUUGUAUCAGCCUUAUACUAACCCAUCAGUUUCUAAUGAGUUUGCUAAUGCAGCCAUCAAGCCUCUCACUUGGCUAAAUGAAAUUUACUUAAGAGCUUAUAAUAAACAGAGAGCUAUGAAACAUAAAAGGCCACUCCGUCAUACCGUUGUCAACAUGAAACGAUUACAAAAUGACACACUUCUCCGAGGGUUGGGCAAGGGCCUUACUCUGAAGAUUAAUGAAAUCCCAUUUAUGUUUUCCGAUAAGAUGAUUGGCGUUUUCUUCAGCGAAGACACUAGCAAUGAACAGGAAAGAAGUUUAGCCCUUGAAAUUCACCGUGGACGGGAUCACGGGUUGCUUCCAUUCCCUGAGUACGGCGAUUAUUUACACUUAGAACAACGUAUUUCUCCAAAAAAUCUGGAAAUAAUCAAUAAACACUACAGAAAUAAAAAUGAUAUCGACCUUCUUGUUGGAGGAAUAUUGGAGGAAAAGACUAAAAAGUCUAUGGUAGGAAGUACAUUUCAUGAAAUAAUUUUGCGGCAGAUGAUUGCCACGAGGACAGGUGACAGAUUCUUUUAUGACAAUCCUGAUCAACCACACCCUUUUAACCAUGAACAACUCGAUGAAAUUCAAAAGGCUACUUUCGCUAGACUCAUAUGUGAUAACUUUGAAAUUAACAAAAUCCAGCUGUCUGCUUUCCUCCCAAGCAGUAAAAGGAACCCACUAGUCUUAUGCAGUAAUGAAGAUAAACUGAAAAUUGUCAACUUGAAAUAUUGGCAAGAAUAAAAAUGUUCUGACUCAUUUGUAUAUAAUUGAUAUAUAAUGAAAUUUGUACCUGUAUUAAAAUUGUAUUUAUUG
Molecule: messenger RNA, 2507 nt
Organism: Cimex lectularius (bed bug)
Lineage: Eukaryota; Metazoa; Arthropoda; Insecta; Hemiptera; Cimicidae
Product: peroxidase-like
Exons: 14
Coding region: 417-2435 (672 amino acids)
Biological process (GO): response to oxidative stress
Molecular function (GO): peroxidase activity; heme binding
Source: RefSeq, a predicted model, not a curated record